This is a messenger RNA of Symsagittifera roscoffensis, 1398 nucleotides long. RefSeq lists its product as uncharacterized. NCBI's taxonomy places the organism in Eukaryota, Metazoa, Xenacoelomorpha, Acoela, Convolutidae. The transcript has 8 exons. The coding region runs from base 1 to 1398 and encodes 465 amino acids. The record is from RefSeq and is a predicted model, not a curated record.
AUGUUCCGAAAGGGGGGCUUACGGAGGAGUGGAGGGGGAGUGAGAGCAAAACCGGUCCCGGUGGAGUCUUCAUCCUCCAACAGCCAAUCACUACAGCUGGUGGCGGCAGUGAACAAUAACUCGCCCAUCAGUAAGGAGAAUGACUCAUCGUCCGCCUCCUUCCACUCUUUCACGGGUGGGGGACCGAGCAGUGGGACCACAUCAGACGGGGGUCCGUCACCCAACUCCACUCCAAACAGGGGCCACAGCAGCAGCAGUAGGGACUACAGGGGGGACAGAGGGAUGACUAGUGGGGACAUGCACUUCACUAGUGAACUGGAAUCGACAGGGUCAUAUCAGAGUGCGGAGAGCCUCAUAGAAGCAGUAUCAGUGAAUGAGAGAACUCGACUUCCGGAGAUAAAUGCCGAGAAUUACUUGGGUUACGAGACGUUGAAAGGCGCCACGAACAGUCGAAAUAACAUCAACAAUAGUGCCAGUGACCGAACAAUUGCUGGAAACGAGCAGGGCGACGUCAGCAUCAAGAAAAAACGGCAAACUAGCUUCGCGAAGCCUGCUGCCGGUUCUUCCAAAAAAGGCGGCACUGGCCGAGUUGGAAAAGAGUUGCCGGCGCUGAUGAAGGGAGGGCGUGGUUUGAGGGUGGGAAGAGGUCAAAGGGUGGUUCAAGUGUACCCAGCUAGGGGGGAGAAAAAAGAGGGGGAGUCUAGCAGCAGCAGUGACCAAGAGAAGAAAAAAGAGGAGAAUUUGGAGGGAGGCGAAGAAGGCAGAGGCGGAGCCGUCACUCCGAUGGACAGUUACAUGACCUACAAGGACACCCAGAACGGAGGAUCAGCAGGCACGGCCACAGCCACAGAUCCCAGCAGGAGACAGACAGGGUCCACACUCCAGUCAGGGGGUACGACUGCCACUGGGGCAACAGGAACAGGUUCGAAAGUGAAGGACAGUAUUUCGGAGGAACCCAAAGCGGAGUCAGCCACAGAAACUCAGGCUCGACAAAACAAAGAUGAAGAUAUCGAAGGUGCCGAAGAUGGAGUGGCUGCACUUCAGGAGGCUAACAGGCCAUCUUCACAAGCCAAACAGGAAGUGAAGGAGUCGGUUGAGUCCAGUGGUACAUCUGGGAGACCUCGGGAGAGGGGUCCUUCUAAGAGGGAGCUGGACUCCUUCCGCCGGCUGACAGGAGGAGAUUUGAGCGGGGAUACAGCUGUGAAAUCUCAGGGGGUUGUGAGUACGGGCGGGGGAGGGAGUACGAGGGGGGAGAGUGAAGGCGGGGAGAGUAGACAUGGGGGAGUGACCCCAAUGGACGACUACACUGAGUACGACGAGCCCCCUCCCCAGGGAGGCACUCAACAGAACAAGGACAGCACCAUGCCAACAACCUCGACUGCUAGAGAGGGCAAGUAG